Messenger RNA from Centropristis striata (black sea bass), 4012 nucleotides. It is a transcript of the gene pdcl, whose product is annotated as phosducin-like. The record is from RefSeq and is a predicted model, not a curated record. The transcript is spliced from 14 exons. Lineage: Eukaryota; Metazoa; Chordata; Actinopteri; Perciformes; Serranidae. Gene Ontology annotation, biological process: response to oxidative stress; regulation of G protein-coupled receptor signaling pathway; cyclooxygenase pathway. Gene Ontology annotation, molecular function: heme binding; peroxidase activity; prostaglandin-endoperoxide synthase activity. Gene Ontology annotation, cellular component: cytoplasm; neuron projection. Bases 151 to 2865 code for a protein of 904 amino acids.
UCUCUCUCUCUCUCUCUCUCUCUCUCUCUCUGUCUCUGUGUCUGCCAACAACUGGCUCUCCUCCUCACCGCUCUCUCAACCAGCCUUGGAUUUAUUUUUCUUACAGUUUUAUGGGUUGGAAUGACAUUACCCUGAACUGAGCCUGCUGUAAUGAGAUCCUCUGUCCUAGGAUCAGUUUGCACUCUGCUCUUGCUGUUGCGGGAGCCUGCAUGCCAGGGCGAUGAGGUUACCUCCGAAACAGUCAACCCAUGCUGUUAUAUCCCCUGUCAGCACUCGGGUGUGUGUGUCAGGUAUGGUGAGGACAAGUAUGAGUGUGACUGCACUCGUACGGGCUUCAGUGGAGAAAACUGCACUGUCCCUGAGUUCUGGACAAGAGUGCGUCAGUUCUUAAAGCCUGGCCCAGAUACGGUGCAUUACAUUCUCACCCAUUUCCGCCUGCUGUGGGACAUGAUCAACUAUACCUUCCUACGGGACGUCCUCAUGCGACUGGUUCUAACAGUGAGGUCCAACUUAAUACCCAGCCCUCCAACCUACAACUCAAAAUAUAGCUACCUCAACUGGGAAUCCUACUAUAAUCUGAGCUACUACACUCGGAUUCUGCCCCCAGUGCCAGAGGACUGCCCCACACCUUUGGGUGUCAGAGGCAAGGCUGGGCUACCUGACCCUGAGCUGCUGGUUGAGAGACUUCUGAAGAGAAGGACGUUCAGACCCGACCCCCAGGGCUCCAACCUCAUGUUCGCCUUCUUCGCACAGCACUUCACCCACCAGUUCUUUAAGACCUACAAUCGCAUGGGUCUGGGCUUCACCAAGGCUCAAGCACAUGGGGUGGAUGCAGGGCAUAUUUAUGGAGACAACCUGCAACGUCAGCUCCAGCUCAGGCUCCACAGUGAUGGGAAACUCAAGUAUCAGUUAAUUGACGGCCAGAUGUACCCUCCCUCUGUAGCUGAUGCACCCGUUAAAAUGAGUUACCCGCCUGGGAUCCCUCCUGAGGGUCAGAUGGCCAUUGGUCAGGAAGUGUAUGGACUCCUCCCUGGUUUGGGAAUGUACGCCACGCUGUGGCUGAGGGAGCAUAACCGAGUGUGUGACAUCCUGAAGGCAGAGCAUCCCACCUGGGAUGACGAACAGCUUUUCCAGACAACACGCUUCAUCAUCAUUGGCGAGACAAUAAAAAUUGUGAUAGAGGAGUAUGUGCAGCACCUCAGUGGAUACCUGCUGCAGCUGAAGUUCGAUCCCACCCUGCUGUUUAACUCGAACUUCCAGUAUGGUAACCGCAUUGCUCUGGAGUUCAGCCAGCUUUACCACUGGCACCCCUUGAUGCCUGACAGCUUCUUUAUUGAUGGAGAUGAGCUGACAUACUCGCAGUUCAUCUUCAACACUUCUGUUAUUACAAACUACGGCAUUGAGAAGCUGGUGGAUGCCUUCGCUCGGCAGCCUGCUGGCCAGAUUGGCGGCGGCUUUAACAUGAACGCUGUGGUAACCAAAGUGGCUGUAGGAGCCAUAAAGGAGUCCCGCCAACUCCGCAUACAGCCCUUUAACGAGUACAGGAAGCGAUUUAACCUCAAGCCAUACACAUCGUUCAGCCAAUUCACUGAUAAUGAGGAGAUAGCCCGUGAGCUUGAAGAAUUCUACGGUGACAUUGAUGCUCUUGAGUUUUAUCCUGGUCUGCUGUUGGAGAAAACGCGACAGGGGGCCAUAUUUGGAGAGAGCAUGGUGGAGAUGGGUGCCCCCUUCUCCCUUAAAGGCCUUCUGGGAAACCCCAUAUGUUCUCCAGAUUACUGGAAGCCCAGCACAUUUGGAGGCAAGGUCGGCUUUGACAUAGUGAACUCUGCCACGCUGAAGAAGCUGGUCUGUUUGAACACAAGGACGUGUCCCUAUGUGGCGUUUAGAGUACCGACAGAGGAGCAAUCCCAAAGUAAAGUAAGGACUGAUGAGCUAGCCGUUAUCAUGACGACUCUAGAUGACAAGCUCCUGGGAGAGAAGCUGCAGUACUACUACAGCAGCAGUGAGGAUGAAGGCAGCGAUAACGAGGAUGAUGAUGGAGAAAACAAGACCAUCCGGGACGGUACCGUCAAUGAGCCCGAGAUAGACUACAGCGCAGAUGGAAGUGCCGUCAACACAGGACCAAAGGGUGUUAUCAAUGACUGGAGGAAGUACAAGCAGCUGGAGGUGGAGCAGAAAAAUGAGCAGAAGAGAGAGAUGGAAAGACUGAUCAAGAAGCUGUCGAUGUCCUGCCGCUCCGACCUUGACCUGCAGAAAGACAAAGAGAAAGAGCAAGAGCUGAAAGACAAAAUCAAAGGCAAAAUGACCAUGCAAGAGUACAACAUGCUCCAGGAAGAAGAGGACGACGAAGACUUCCUCCAACAUUACCGCAUGCAGCGCAUUGAAGAGAUGCGGCGCCAGCUCUGCCGCGGCAAACGUUUUGCGCAGGUGUAUGAGCUAAGUAGCGGCGAGGACUUCCUGGAGGCUUUGGACAACGAGGAUAAAACCACGCUGGUGAUGAUUCACAUCUACGAGCCGGAGGUCCCGGGCUGCGAGGCCAUGAGCGGAAGCCUGAUGUGUCUGGCUCAGGAAUACCCGCUGGUCAAAUUCUGCAGCGUCCGCAGUUCGGCCAUCAGCACCAGCGCACUGUUCAGAGACAGCGCUCUGCCUGCUCUGCUCGUUUACAAAGGAGGGGACCUGAUCGGCAACUUCGUGCGGGUCACGGACCAGCUUGGGGAGGACUUCUUUGCUGUGGACCUGGAGGCGCUGCUGCAGGAGUACGGCCUGCUGCCCGACAAGCCGCCCAUCGUUCAGAAGACGAUUCGCAACGGAGCCAUCAUUCAGAACACUGUGAGCGAUGAGGACUCUGACCUUGAUAUAGACUAGAGCCAUAAUAACUCACAUGCAUUAUAUGCUUGGGAAACAUGCACACACAAUCUGCAUGGACUACAAAUCAUUUUCAUGUAGGGCUGUACCGAAUGUCAUUUUUUUUACAUUUAAAGCAUCUAAUAAGGUUUUCAAAUGACACUUCAAAUGUCUGUUUUUCUAACAAUCUUGUUUUUAUUGAAUCACCUUGCUUUAGUUAUUUACUGUACUAGUGUUUAAGCUGAAAUAGAUUUUUUCGCAUUGUGGUUCUAUUAAUGUAAUUUAUGAUGCUGUUAGAUUGCUCCUUUAAUUCAGGGGCGUGCCUCUCUUUGUGAGUAGCAAACUGGAGAGCAAACAUUUUUUUGGCAAAAAAGUGAAAAUGUUUUUGAAUGCCAACAAUUGUGGAUUGAAGCAAAAAAUCUCAUUUGAUAAAGGCAUGAUACUUUGGGAGAAUCUCAGCUAUUGUUUCGCUAUUGUCAUUUGAAACAUAAGGAUCACAUGAGUUGGAAACAACGCUAUGCAGCCACCACUGGUAUUUAAUUUGACAAAUAAUAUAAUGCUUAUAAUAUUAGAAUAUAAUCAGAGGCUGAUAAUGUUUUAUCUGCAACUGUGCAGAAAUACUGGAUUGAAACAGAAUGGACAUGCAAAGAAACAACAAAGCAGAAUUAAGAAUAUAACAAUUCGGUACAGCCCUAUUGUUAUGUAUGUGGACCUCUGUUGUGAUAACUGACUGAGCCAGGAUCGCCAUGUUCUUCCUCACAGCAACAUAAAACCACUGAAACUAAACCAAAAGUGAAUGCACGCAAAACAUCUCACAGCCCAGUUAGUUUCAUCAUGACAUCAGUCCAUGGUUAACAUAAGUUAUUUUUAAUAAAGGUAAUUUCUUUGACAUUAUUCAUAUUGAGGAGCUGUUAUGCAUAGUGAGAAUGAUGUAGAUGUUAUGUUAAAUGUUUUCUUUAAGCUGUGACUGUCAACUAUUUAUUUGUUGUGUUCAAACACAUUCCCUCUUUCUUUUUCUUUUUGUCGUGCAUCUUCUUCGUAUUAAAUAUCUUUCACUCUGUAGAAUACGAAAACUGCAGCCCAAACUGACUUUUAGUUGAUUUUAUAACUUUUAUAUGUGCUGUACCAUUUCAAAUAGUGUGAAGAAUAAACAAAUGUUUGGACUCAA